Messenger RNA from Marchantia polymorpha subsp. ruderalis, 1759 nucleotides. Lineage: Eukaryota; Viridiplantae; Streptophyta; Marchantiopsida; Marchantiales; Marchantiaceae. The record is from the annotation of a GenBank genome assembly.
GCUUCUGUACAUGAAAGUGAGAAUUUGGGAACGAGGCGACGGGCUGAAUUGUGCAUCAGGUGGGACCUGAAGGAUAAGGCCAAUGAUAUGGAGCUCUCAAGGUGGUCUUGUCCAGGGACUUGGGAUGAUAUCUAUGAAGGCCGAGGCUAGGAAGGAGUAAUAUUGUGUGUUUAGCUUCUGCACCUUGGAACAUCAUCGACGUCAAAACUGACGUCGAAUGCUUCUGAGGUACCAGGGAGCUAUCAGUGACUUGAGUUUCGGCUUUCUAUCGUGAUAGUUUUUAGAGUUAGAGAUGGCAACAACCCUCUUCAAGCGUGCAACUACAGCCCUGGUCAUUUAUUUUGCUCUUUUUGUCAGUCCUAGUUACGGUCGACUCACGGAUGAUGGGAAUAAUGGAUACUACCAGAACUUUCGGCAUGCAAUUAGAGAUCCGGUUGAUUUCUACAAGAACGAAUGCCCAUCUGCAAGGGAGCUCGUUGGCUUGACGGUUCUUUCCUCAGUAUGGAAGGACAAGACCACACCGGCAGCGCUUCUCCGAUUGCAGUUCCACGAUUGUUUUGUCAGAGGCUGCGAUGCUUCUAUCCUCCUAGAUUCCAACCAAACCAACCUUGCUGAGAAGGAUGGAGUUGGAAACGCAUUUUCAGUACGAGGUUUCGACAUCAUUGACACUGCUAAGGCAGCUGUCGAGAAAGCCUGCCCCGGAGUUGUCUCUUGCGCUGAUAUUAUCACUCUUGCUGCUCGAGAUUCCAUUGUCAUGAUCGGGGGGCCAUCUUGGAGGGUCGUGUCCGGUCGCAGAGAUGGAUUGGUCUCGCGCGCAGUGGAAACUCCCUCAAACUUGCCUCCGCCCUUCGCAGACUACCCUUUCCUUGUCAGCAUUUUCGCCAAGAAGAAUAUGACGGAGAAAGAAAUGGUCAUCCUUUCAGGUGCCCAUACGAUCGGGAAGUUGCACUGCGGGCUUAUCGAGGCCCGUCUAUACAACUCCACCGGACCUGAUGGAGUGGACCCAACUCUGGAUCCCGUGUAUGCAAAGAGCUUGAAGGAGCAAUGUCCAUUCGGGGAGGUUAUGAGGGAGAUUCUACUGGACCCAACUGAGGGUGGGUACGCUUUUGACAGCCAGUUCUACAGCAAUGUUCUCCAGAAUAGGGGAGUUUUCACGUCUGAUGCAGCGCUCAUCACUUCUGCCACGGGGCGUGAAAUUGUCACCCAGGCAGCUUCGGGACUGCGCAGACCCUGGUUCGGUGAAUUUUCUGCUGCCAUGGAGAAGAUGAGCAACAUCGGAGUCAUCAAAGCUCCAGAAGGCGAAAUCCGACGUCAUUGUCGGUUCGCAAAUUAGUGUAGGAAAGCUCGAUCAGACUUAGAAACAAACAUACCAGUAGUUAGAAUAUCUUUUUGUGUGGGAACGAAUGUGACCACGCAUAAGUCAUCGUAGGUCCGUAGAUUGCUUAGCAUUCAUUCAACUGAGCUCCCAACGUGGCACAGUAGAUGCUCUCGACCUGCUCCGUUUGUAGCCUUAAGAAAUAAAAGACGAAAGUAGUUAAGAAAUUCGGGCAGCUGAAAUCUGACCCAUUUGCCAUCAAGCACAUUCGAGUUUGUUGCACAUGAGUCCUUGUCUGGAAACAGGUCACGAACAAACUCGAUCUCGAACUUAGUCACCACUGCUGAUGUAGGUCGUUAAUUUUCCCUCACUUACAGACCACAGUAGAGAUAGGCUUUGUCUCUGGUUCUCAUCAAUUCCAGCAUGUCUUUUGGAUCAAUCCGA